Schistosoma intercalatum is the source of this 807-nucleotide messenger RNA. NCBI's taxonomy places the organism in Eukaryota, Metazoa, Platyhelminthes, Trematoda, Strigeidida, Schistosomatidae. The record is from the annotation of a GenBank genome assembly.
AAGACAUUGAGUAUUGUGCAACUUUUCAACUCUCGCGUUACAAGGCGUCUGAAAAUUUUGAACUUAGUUAUCACCUAGCUACCAUUAAUCCGAUCCUUGGGGGACUCUCAUGAAGAAUGGACCAAAGGAUAUUAAAACUAGAAGAGCACGUUAAUGAGACUUUGAAAACGGACCUCAAAAAAACUUUAGAUGCUGGAGACUUAGUGUAUGGUCAAAUUUCGGAAUAUUUGGAACUAAAAAAUCUUAUUGAAAAAAUGAAGGAUAUCGAUGUCCCUCAAAAUAACUUAAAAACCAAAGUAAAUGUCGGAAGCAAUAUUUAUGUAAAUGGAUUGAUUUAUUCUGUUGAACCUAUUGCAGUUGACAUUGGCCUAGGAUUUUACCUUGAGUGCAGUCAUGCUGAAGCCUUAAAUAUCAUUGAUUCGCGCAUCUCUAUCCUGAACGGGCGUGCCGAUAUGUACAAGAAAAGAGCUAAUUCUAUAAAAGCUCAGAUAAAGUUGUUUCUAGAAGGUCUCCGAAAUCUCCAAAAUAUCAAACGAGACUGCUAAACAGUAAGAUUUUUCUGUAAAUAUAUGUAUUGUACAUUUACUUAGAAGAAAGAUGCUUCAAAACAGUUUUAUGCUAAAAUUUAUUUUACCAAUAAACUGAAUGCCUUUCGUUUUGCAUGUAACUCGAAUUCGAAUCCUAAAUUUUAGCAGACAAUUGUGAACCCUUGAAUGAUGUUUCUGUUAUGUUAUAUGUAAACGCCAAUAUAUUCAUGAGUGCUUCAUAUAACAGUAAAUUGAAAUAUAAGUCACACCUUUUGUCAUA